GGACCUCUGAUGCAAUCUGCAAGCCAAGCAGCCACCACUGCACAGACACAAACCCCCUGACAGGUCCGAGAAAUUCCCCGAGCUCCUGCAUGCCAUUCCCCCCCGACACGGGGUACAUACCCGUCAACCUUAAUGUCGUCCCGCCGUUGCAGUUCUUCAGCGUCCAGCACCGCCAUACCGCAGCAUAGCAGUAUAUAAGAGCCACCCUCCCAUACCCAAGACACCCAGUAGACAGCACCCUUCACUCCACCCCCAUCAAACCAUCCCAGAUCCAAAAGCAAAAUGCUCUCCCUCCUUCUCACCCUCCUCGCAACCAGCACCCUCACCCUCACCCUCGCCUCCCCCUCCCCCCUCCACAAACGCUCCGUCACCUGCCUGAAGGUCGGCGCCACCGCGACAGCAUCAUGGACCAACAGCGCCGGCCAGAGCUGCACGUACACCGGCGUGGUGGGCAGUAACUACGGCGAGAACAGUGCGGGAGGCGACUACUCGUGCAACGGCCGCUGCGGCGCCGGAUGCACCGGCACCGCCAUCGGCAACGUCUACACGCAGGACUGCUGGUCGCAUGACAUCUGCAGUUACUUCAACAAUGCGUCGGGUGGGGCGAGUGACCCCAACUGCGGCGCGGCGUACGAGGCGGCCGAGGAUGAUUUCCUGUUAGGUUAUGUGGAUGGGUGCUCGCAGACGAACCCGACGAAUGCGGUGGUCAAGCCGACUGUCUCGCCGGUUUGUUCUUAA
Messenger RNA from Aspergillus fijiensis CBS 313.89, 738 nucleotides. RefSeq lists its product as uncharacterized. NCBI's taxonomy places the organism in Eukaryota, Fungi, Ascomycota, Eurotiomycetes, Eurotiales, Aspergillaceae. Bases 283 to 738 code for a protein of 151 amino acids. The record is from RefSeq and is a predicted model, not a curated record. The transcript is spliced from 3 exons.